AUGUCUCGACCAGAACUACACGACAUGGGCAGCUUAGUGACACGCGGAUUGCGCCACGGCAUGACCAGCAACGACCAGGAAUACGCAGGCACGUACGGCGCAGUGGGCGGUUCGCAUGCACUGGAUAUGCGAGCGUCUCAACAGCAGGUGUACGGCCUGGGGAUGCACAACGAUCUUGUGGGACGGCAAGUGGAAAAAGAGCACAACGGUUUGGGAUAUUCUGGGCCAAACAGAGGCAUACCCGCCGUGACCUCGAAUCAAGGAUCGGUACAAAGUCCCUCCUUCUCUUCCUUCAACCACCAUCAUCCCCAUCCUCAUCGCAUUUCUCCUCCUGUCCAUCAACCAGCGCAGUACCACUCACCCCAAUACGCCGACCAGGACACUCAGUUCCAUAGCUUCAAUCAAGGCUCCCCGCCAUCGUCGUCAACUUUGCCGUCUGCGUCACCUACCACUAUAUCUUUGUCACGAACCACGCUUUGGUGGGGAGAACUCGAGCCUUGGAUGGAUGAAGAAUACGCCAAACAGGUCUGUGGCAUGAUGCGCUGGGACUCGGCGAGCAUCAAGGUUCCACAUCCUGCCCCUGAUCCAGUGACUGGACAACAGGCUAAUAACCCAGGCUACUGCUUCUUGACGUUUCCGACACCCGCCCAUGCAGCAUCCGUGCUUUCUCAAGUCAAGUCAUCUGGGCAGGGAAUGCCAUUGAUAAUGCCCAAUUCAUCUAAGCCGUUCGUCAUGAAUUGGGCAUCGUCGGUCGCAUCUACACCGGUGUCAUCCACUUUUCCUACAGCUGGUGCAUAUAUCCCAUCGGCCCCACACUACGAAAAGGAGUAUAGCAUAUUCGUGGGCGAUCUAGCUCCUGAGGCGUCCAAUUCAGAUCUAGUCGCUGUUUUCCGCAAUCCUGUCCUGGGCCUUAGGAACGACCGUGAGCCGAAGUUUAUUCGCCCAUUUCUAAGCUGCAAGAGCGCGAAGAUCAUGCUGGACCCGGUGACUGGUGUCUCAAGAGGAUAUGGUUUCGUUCGCUUCACGGAUGAGGCCGACCAACAAAGAGCUUUGAUUGAAAUGCACGGGUUAUAUUGUCUGUCAAGACCCAUGCGUAUAUCCCCCGCGACGGCUAAGUUCAAAGCUCUCCCUGCUGCACCAAACAUGGAAUUUCCUCCCGUCCAACUUGCCUCCCAUUCGAACACCUUGGAGCCUGCCACGAUCUCCAUGUCUAUGCCGAAUUCUGGCCCAACCCAAAGUGUUUCGGCUCCGAUCGCCACCGUUCCCCCUUCAAGCGGUAUCAGCUCGACUAGCUUAUCUACGUCGGGGUCCGGCACGUCCUCCAUAGCGACGUCUACCUCAAACACAUCUGUGAGCACGGGAGCUAGUUCAACAAGCGGUGCCUCUGCGGGACUUACGCCAGAUGAGAUGAUGCAUCUACCAAAUCACGUUUUGGUUCAGAUCGCCCAGCAGUAUGCAAAUGGAACCGCAAGCCCUGUCAAGGCUAUAGGAAGUGGUGGGUCGUCUUAUGGUACUGAGGGGAAUCCGGUUACGAAUCAGGAUGCGACGGUCGCUCCUCGCUAUGUCCUGUCAGAAGAGUCUUGGAAGCAUCACGCGCAAGCACGGGCAAUCUUGGGCAACCUCAUUGGUCCCAACGGCGAGCAAUUAACCUCCACGGAUCCGUACAAUACCACCGUUUUCGUUGGUGGACUCUCUCCUUUGAUUUCGGAGGAGACACUGCGCACCUUCUUUGCACCUUUCGGCGACAUUCACUAUGUAAAAGUCCCUGUAGGGAAACACUGCGGGUUUGUGCAGUUCGUGCGCAAGGCUGACGCUGAGCGAGCAAUAGAGAAGAUGCAAGGCUUCCCCAUAGGGGGCAGCCGAAUCCGGUUGAGUUGGGGGCGCAGCCAAUAUAAGGCGGCUCAGGCAGCUGCGCAAGCAGCAGCUCAGGCAGCUCACGCGGCGGCCCUCCAGUCGCAGCUACAGGCUCAAGCUCUGAGUAAUGCGAUGACUCAAGAGCAAGCAUUGCAGCUUCUUCAGAAGUUCUCCGGCCAGGGAUACCCGGAUUCCUCCAACUCGUACAGUCAACCGUCCAUGUUCCCUGCUACAUACAGCGAGAGCAGACCUCGCGGGCCGUUCGCAUCGUCACCAGAUGGCAUCAUUCCUUACUCGAGUCAACUUUCGGCGCUUGGCCGUCGCCCAUCUCAGGGGAACCAAUUCCAAGGAACGAACUUCUCGCCGUUUUCCCCGGAUCUGAAUUUGUACCUACCAUCGGAGGGCAAUAGUGCACAACAACCAGUACCUCUCGCGCAACAUGUCAAAGCCUACGGGGCUGCUUAUCCCUCUGAGCAACAAGGUGGCGGAACUAGCAAUGGCAACGUGUCGCCAUCUACCACUCGACCCUCCAGUGCUUCUCGCUUCCCGUCUUUUCUUGACAGUACGCCAGCAGCCUUCCAGAUGAAUCGUGUUCCUGGUCGAGCGGAAGGACCCAUUUCGCGACCAACUUCCGGACAGCCGUCAUCGGCUGGGGGUCGUGGCGAGCACGAAUCUCAAGAAGCUCACGACAUCCAAGAUUUGAAUGGGACUUUAGCGAGCCUUGAUCUUGACCAUGCCUGGAAGACUUCCAUCAUGAAGUCCAAUCCUGGCGCUUCACAAUACCAGUCGGCGGCAGGCGGCGCUCGCUCUCCUUGA
Messenger RNA from Pleurotus ostreatus (oyster mushroom), 2670 nucleotides. It is a transcript of the gene NGR1, whose product is annotated as RRM. NCBI's taxonomy places the organism in Eukaryota, Fungi, Basidiomycota, Agaricomycetes, Agaricales, Pleurotaceae. The record is from RefSeq and is a predicted model, not a curated record. Gene Ontology annotation, molecular function: mRNA binding. The coding region runs from base 1 to 2670 and encodes 889 amino acids. The transcript is spliced from 5 exons. Gene Ontology annotation, cellular component: cytosol.